CGCGGGAAAAGAGAGGUGGAGGGGCAGCAGCAAGGGUUUGGUUAGUGCUCUACUUCGGUUUGGUGUUGGCAAUAUUUAUCUUUUCAGAAUGCCUAAAAGAUCGUGCCCUUUCACUGACUCGUUUUCGACUCAGUAUAAAAUCCAUGUGGGACAAAAGGAAUUGAAUCUGCACGGGGUUUUCGGAAACAAAUACAGACAGGAAGUUUACGAAAAAACCAAGAACCUGCUCUUUAACGGGACCCGAGCUGUAAUGGAGAGAAUUUGGAAGGUUGACGCGGAGGGCAAGUGUGCUGAUGUGGAUAAUCAGGGUGCUGUGGCGCCUGCAAAUCAGCAGCUACUUAAAGGACAGACUCUGAUUGGGAUGGAUGGGAAACUGAAGAAAACCAAAGCAGCUUCUGGCAGUGUGUCUGCUCCGUCUGCGUGUGCCGUGUGUCAGAGGUCAUCAGGAGUGAGGACGGCGUGCUCUCAGUGCGAUCGUCCUGCGUGUCCCGCCUGCACACAGCAAUGCAGCAGCUGUUUCAGUCCCUGCUGCUCCGUCUGCACCAUCACAGAUUACACAGAGCGCUAUGACAAAGUCGUCUGCUGCAGCUGCUCGUCAUGAGAGAGAUGCGGAGACGGACCAGACUGAUGGCUGAAGAAAAGCAUUACCAGUGUUCUUGUAUUUUGCUUGUAAUAAACUUUAGUACGUUCCACACUGUAAAUGAAUUUUAUAUACCUUUUACACCCAUGUAAUCAUGUUUUGUGUACAUAUGUAUUUUAAUGGUUUAAAUAAAUACUUUAACAGUU
Molecule: messenger RNA, 786 nt
Organism: Clarias gariepinus (North African catfish)
Lineage: Eukaryota; Metazoa; Chordata; Actinopteri; Siluriformes; Clariidae
Gene: siva1
Product: SIVA1, apoptosis-inducing factor
Exons: 4
Coding region: 89-601 (170 amino acids)
Biological process (GO): extrinsic apoptotic signaling pathway
Molecular function (GO): CD27 receptor binding
Source: RefSeq, a predicted model, not a curated record